Molecule: messenger RNA, 1653 nt
Organism: Pistacia vera
Lineage: Eukaryota; Viridiplantae; Streptophyta; Magnoliopsida; Sapindales; Anacardiaceae
Product: phosphoglucan phosphatase LSF2, chloroplastic-like
Exons: 4
Coding region: 56-919 (287 amino acids)
Biological process (GO): starch catabolic process; protein dephosphorylation
Cellular component (GO): chloroplast
Molecular function (GO): protein tyrosine/serine/threonine phosphatase activity; carbohydrate phosphatase activity; starch binding
Source: RefSeq, a predicted model, not a curated record
AUAAAUUCAUGUACUCAAUCAUAUUAACAAAACGGGAGGCAGAGAAGAGACAAGAAUGAGUUGUGUAGAUGGUAGAAGUUGCCUAUCUUCAAUCUUCAAAUGCCCUCUUGAAACUGAAGUUUUGUUUGAGAAGAGGAAAUCAACAUGCAAUCUCAUGCUCUCCAACACUCACUUCUUCAAAAUGGCUAGACUUUCAUGCAAACUAUCAGACAAUGAAACUCGAGGAAACCCCUCAAGUACAGAAGUCUCAUUCAGAAGCAAAACCAACAGAAUGGAAGAGUACAACAUUGCCAUGAAGAAAAUAAUGAGAAACCCUUAUGAGUAUCACCAUGAUCUAGGCAUGAACUACACCCUGAUAACUGAUAAUUUGAUCGUGGGUUCUCAGCCCCAGAAACCUGAAGAUAUUGAUCAUCUGAAAAAGGAAGAGAAUGUUGCCUACAUACUAAACUUGCAGCAGGACAAGGACAUUGAGUAUUGGGAAAUUGAUUUUCAGCCUAUAGUGAAAAGAUGUCAAGCAAUUGGAAUUCGUCAUAUGAGAAGGCCUGCAAAAGAUUUUGAUCCGGAUUCAUUGAGAAAUCAAUUACCUAAAGCGGUCUCAUCAUUGGAAUGGGCCAUUUCUGAGGGGAAAGGAAAAGCAUAUGUGCAUUGUACUGCCGGAUUGGGAAGGGCUCCAGCUGUUGCAAUUGCUUACAUGUUCUGGUUCUGUGGCAUGAAUCUGAAUACAGCAUAUGAUACACUAACUUCAAAGAGACCUUGUGGACCUAACAAAAAAGCAAUACGUGGAGCUACUUAUGAUCUGGCUAAAAACGACCCAUGGAAGGAGCCCUUUGAGAAUCUUCCAGAAUACGCUUUUGAGGACAUAGCAGACUGGGAGAGGAAAUUGAUUCAAGAGUGUGUCCGUUCCCUCCGUGGAACUUGAGCAUUUAGGUAAUUAUCUCCGUCCUAGAAUUCAUCCAAGACAUAGUGCUUUGCUCCCAAUAUGGGGAUCUCUUCAGUGAAUACAUCUUACCAUUUAAAAACUAAUUAGUCAAUUCCUUACAAUGACUUUUAUUAUGAGUUGUUUAUGUAGCUAGGCGAUAAGCCACGGUUAUCCAAACAGCUUCAUUCUUGAUCACUAUUAGAUCCUUAAUAAGCGAUAAAACAUCGACACCUUUCAGUUUGGACCAAAUUUGGGCAAAAAACUUUUAUGUGAUUGAAAGGAUAUCUGAAAUUCUUUUUGUUAGUGUUGUAUAAUAGGAGCUUUUGUUAGUGCUUUGAAGUAAUUUGCAUGCUUGACAGGCUUCAUAGUUAUCAGAAGUUAAAAACAUAAUGAAGCAACUAGAGAUCAAUAUUGUGAUGCCCAGGGCUGAGAGGGAAGUUGGAGGAGCAAGUUCAUGGCAGUGCUCAAACCAGAAAAUAGCUAGAGCUAAGAGUAGCUCUGGCCAGUCCAAGAGGAACUGUGAAUUUAUAAAUCAAACAUUAUAUCGCUACAUAAUAAGCUUCAAUUUCAAAUUACCUUAUUAUAUUUUUUAUCUUUCUUUAAAUAAAAAUUUAGGUGCCAUAGUUAAAGUUGAUUCAAAAGGUUUAGCGGCAAUAAUCUGUAAUCUAAAGUUAUAAAUCUGCAUUAUGCAAGUCUCGAAUGUUGUUUCUGAAUGAGAUUAUUUAGUUCUUUCA